Pogoniulus pusillus (Red-fronted tinkerbird) is the source of this 1052-nucleotide messenger RNA. RefSeq names its product acidic leucine-rich nuclear phosphoprotein 32 family member B. Gene Ontology annotation, molecular function: histone binding. The transcript is spliced from 7 exons. The record is from RefSeq and is a predicted model, not a curated record. The coding region runs from base 57 to 848 and encodes 263 amino acids. Lineage: Eukaryota; Metazoa; Chordata; Aves; Piciformes; Lybiidae. Gene Ontology annotation, biological process: regulation of apoptotic process. Gene Ontology annotation, cellular component: nucleus.
CGGGAGCAGCUCGGGGCGGCGGCGGCGGGCUCGGCUCGGCUCGGCUCGGCGGGAGGAUGGAGAUGAUAAGGCGGUUAACGCUAGAGCUGCGCAACAAGAAGCCCGGCGAGGUGAAGGAGCUGGUCCUUGACAACUGUCUCUCAGACAAUGGGAAGGUCAUUGGGCUCUCCUCAGACUUCGAGAACCUCGAGUUCCUCAGCAUGAUCAGUGUCCAACUGAUGUCCAUCUCCAACCUCCCCAAACUCAACAAGCUCCGGAAGCUGGAGCUGAGUGAUAACAGGAUUUCUGGUGGCCUUGAAGUUCUAGCAGAGAGAACUCCCAACCUGACACACUUGAAUCUAAGUGGCAACAGGAUCAAAGACAUCAAUACCCUGGAGCCCUUGAAAAAGCUGCCGAACCUCCGCAGUUUGGACCUCUUCAACUGCGAGGUGACGAAGCUCAUCAACUACCGGGAGAGCGUCUUCACCCUUCUGCCCCAGCUCUCCUACCUAGAUGGGUUUGAUGCUGAUGACCAGGAAGCCCCUGACUCAGAACCUGAAGCAGAUGGGGAUGGAGUGGAAGAUGAGUAUGAGAAUGGGGAAGAAGGUGAGGAAGAGAAUGAUGAUUAUGAGGAAGAUGAUUUGGAUGAAGAAGUCAUUGAUGAUGAAGACGAUGAUGAUGAUGAUCUGGAAGGUGAAGAGGAGGAGGAUGGAUUAGAUGAUGAGGAGGAAGAUGAGGAUGAAGAUGGUGAGGACGAUGAAGAAGAUGAAGCUGAUGAUGACCUCCCACGAGGGGAAAAGAGAAAACGAAAUCUAGAGGAUGAAGGAGAGGAAGACCCAGAAGAUGAAGAGGAUGAUGAGGAUGACUGAUUCGAGGGAGCCAAGCAGUUUUACAGACUCUGACUGUGCUUUGUCUUAACCUCCCCGUUGUGUCUAUGUGAGACUGUAAACCCCCAUUCUCCUCUUCCUCCUCCUCCUCUUCCUCCUCCUCCUCCCCCCUUUGUAUGGCUGCAGCCUCCACAAUAUAUUUUUUUAAGAUGUAGAAUACUGUAGGCAUUCAGGGGAAAUCUUCCA